This is a messenger RNA of Paramecium pentaurelia, 1607 nucleotides long. The record is from the annotation of a GenBank genome assembly. Lineage: Eukaryota; Ciliophora; Oligohymenophorea; Peniculida; Parameciidae.
AUGGCGAAUAGAUUAAAAGCAUAAAUUGAAUUUACUGAUGAUGCUCCUGUCACUUAAAUCGAUGAACUCGAAGUAUCGAAGAGAUUUGAAGACUAUUACUAAUGUCUUUUAACUUUAGGUAAAAAAUUUAUGUAUAUUUUUUAUAGGUUAAGGAGCCCAUGCUAUUGUGAAGACAGCAAAGAAAAAAAAUACAGAAGAGAUAUAUGCUGUAAAAAUAGUAAGAUCAGGUGAUUAAGAAAUUCAGAAUAAUGUAAAACGAACAUUCAACAAUACUAGAUGUCUAAGACAUCCAAACAUUGCUCAAGAUAUAGAACUUUAUAUUAAUGAAAAGAUGGAAACUUCAUAUUUAGUUAUGGAAUAUUGUAAGUUUCCAAGUUUAGAAAGUAUAAUUAAAAAACGAUCUCUUACUUCAGAAGAAUUAAAAGUUGUGAUUAAACAAUUACUAUUAGGAAUCUAACAUGCUCAUUCUAAAGGAAUUUGUCAUAGAGAUUUAAAGCCAGAUAAUAUUUUAGUUAAUUUAGAAGAAGAUAGUUAGUCUCCUAAUGUAAAAAUUGUUGAUUUCGGUGUAUCAAGAAGGUUUUUAUUAAAAGGAUAAGAAAUUGAAAUGUUAACUAAAACUGGAAAUAUCUUUUAUUGUGCUCCAGAAAUAUAUCAUAAAGCUAGUUAUUCAAAAGAGAUUGAUGUUUGGGCAAUUGGAGUAAUUACUUAUUAAUGUAUUUUUUAAAAAUUGCCGUUGUACUCAAAUGAAUUACAUGAUUUUAUUGAAUUGUUGGCUAACCCAAAUUAAUGGACAUUUUAAGAAUAAUUAAAUACACUUGAAUAACCAUUAAGUAACUUAAUAAUGGCUAUGUUGAAUCCAAAUAAAAGUGAGAGAAUAUCUGUUGAAGCUGCUUUAAGGCAUCCUUUUUUUGAAAUUUGCACCAUUAAGGAUUUGAUGGCUUUUUUGAAUAAAUUAAAUUUAGAAUAAGAUAAUUGUUGUAGAUGUAGAUCAUUACAAUCUAGUUUAAGAUUAGAUGAUUAAUAAUGGGGAAAUGUUAUAUAAAAAUUAUAAAAUAGUUAAAAUGAUAAUAAAAAUGAUGAAAUUAUGUUAAAUGAAUUAGUUAAAAGUUUUAAUGAUAUUCAUAUCAUUUAGAGACAUGGAGAUAAAUGUGGUCUUAUUUAAUUAAUGAAUUCUAUUAAUAGUAGUACAGCUCUUAUGAGUAGGUUAGGAUCUAAAUAAGAAUUGUAAGAUAAAAGUUUUGGAUUUUAAUUUUCUGGUUCUUCAAGUAUUGAAUCAUUAUUAUUUUUUAGAUAAAUUAUCUAAUUAAGAAUAAAUGGAUAAUAUUGGUAAAAUCUAAAUUAGUAUAGAAAUGAAGGAUGAAUAAUAAAAUAUUAAUAAUGAUAACAUUAAUCAUUAUAAUAAUAAUAAUAAAUUUCUUACUUAAUUAGGUGCUCAUUUAGAUAGUAGCAUUGAUGUUAUGCCUUAUGAUGGUUCUCUUAUUUAAUCUAAAUAAAUUCCUCAAUAAGAUUAAUAAGGAAUUACUAAGAAACCUUUAAACUCUUUGAAAAAUAUGUUUGGAGAUCUUUAGAUUAGAGAAGUAGAUGAAAUAACAGAAGAUUAAUUUUGA